AUGGAUCACGCUCGGGGCCAUGUCGCCAUGACAUUGACAACUCAGGUACCGACCACAUGCCCAGGUACCUACCCGAUCUUGAUCGCCUUUCUGGCUAUUGUUGCAUACAGUGAAGUCUGGAGUCGUCUCGCAAAAGGCUGGUCGAGAAGGAAAGAUCUCGAAACCCCGAACAGCCCAAGGAUUCCCAUUAUUAGUCCUCUCAACCCGCCUAUCGAGGAAAAAAGUCUGGAGAGUCUCCCAGUAUCUCGUAAAAUCGAACGAAUGGACCAGGAUUUGGAGAAAUACAAACAGCUUUACCACAAAUUACACAAUCUAGAAGAUUACCCCGAUAUACUACCUGAGUCUCGCGAACUUCUCUUAUCACUUCUCUCCUCGACAAUCACCGACGCACUCAAUGCAAAUGAACAAGGUAUCCUGUCUGUUGAACGCUUCUCGCGCGACGGGUUAAGCGACUUUCUCAAGGCCAAAGAUGUCGAUGUCACCAACCGAUGGCAGGAAUAUCUCAGUCGCCGCAAAGCCGGGGGAUCUCGUGAGAUAGUCAGCGACAAAGAUGAAGCGAAGUGGUGGCUCAAGCAAGCAGCGUGUGUAAAAUACGUGGAUGGCGCAUGGCUCGGACAUAUCAAUAAGAUUAGCACACCCUUCAAGUACCGCCAUAUCACCAAAAACGCGUGGCAAGUCAUGUCGGAAGAGCUUGGAGACGGCGACCUUGCCAAGAACCACGUUCAUGUCUACCGUGAACUGAUGAAAGAUAUCGAGGCCGGGUUGCCUGCUGCUAACUUGGAAGACUUCGUCCAUCCCCGUCAAGAGCUUACCGAGACGCGGUGUUGGAAAGCCGCAUUGGCACAACUUACAAUAUCCCUGUUUCCGCACGAUUUCUUACCCGAGUCGUUGGGUUUCAACAUGGCUUACGAAAGCUUGCCUCUCCACUUGCUAAAGACGGUCAAGGAGCUUCGUGAAGUACGACUGAAUCCGUAUUAUUUCGAGCUCCACAUUUCUAUUGACAAUGCGGACUCGGGACACGCAGCAAUGGCAAUGGCAGCAGUGAUCAAUUAUAUCGAGUUGGUUGCGAAGAACGAUGGCAAGGAAGCAGCGCACGUGGCCUGGAAACGAGUGCAGGCUGGCUACAUCCUUGCAGAGGGCUUACCAACAACACCAGAGAGUCCAUCUUUGAGGAUGAAACCCAGCGACACGUUUCCUCGUACGGAUACCGAAGCGGCAUUGAUCGAAAUCUUUGCAGCGAAAAACGUUCGCUGGUCGACUGGCUAG
Molecule: messenger RNA, 1266 nt
Organism: Pyrenophora tritici-repentis Pt-1C-BFP
Lineage: Eukaryota; Fungi; Ascomycota; Dothideomycetes; Pleosporales; Pleosporaceae
Source: RefSeq, a predicted model, not a curated record